GCGGCGGUGUGCGUCAUGUCGGAGGAACAACCAACAGACGGGGGAAAGGUCAGGAGUCAUUACUUCGAGGUGGGGCCGCGGUACUUCAACCUAUCAUACAUAGGAGAAGGCGCCUAUGGCAUGGUGGUAUCUGCUAGUGACAGAGUUACCAAAACAAAGGUGGCAAUAAAAAAGAUAUCGCCUUUUGAGCAUCAGACAUAUUGCCAGAGAACCCUUCGAGAGAUCAAAAUCCUAACUAGAUUCAAACAUGAAAAUGUUAUAGAUAUCAGAGACAUAAUACGGGCUCAAACGAUAGAAAGCAUGAAAGAUGUUUACAUUGUACAGUGUCUAAUGGAAACUGAUUUGUACAAACUUCUCAAAUCUCAGAAACUGAGUAAUGACCACAUAUGUUAUUUCCUGUACCAAAUUCUACGAGGUCUGAAAUAUAUCCAUUCAGCAAAUGUUCUGCACCGGGAUUUGAAGCCAUCAAACCUUCUUUUAAACACUACUUGUGACUUGAAGAUAUGUGACUUUGGGUUGGCGCGAGUUGCAGAUCCAGAACACGAUCACACUGGUUUUUUGACUGAGUAUGUUGCCACUCGCUGGUAUCGUGCUCCUGAAAUCAUGCUCAACUCAAAGGGCUACACAAAAUCCAUUGAUAUUUGGUCUGUGGGCUGCAUUCUUGCUGAGAUGCUGUCUAACCGUCCCUUGUUCCCUGGGAAGCAUUACUUGGAUCAACUGAACCACAUCCUGGGUAUCUUGGGUUCCCCAUGUCAAGAGGAUCUAGACUGUAUCAUAAAUGAAAAGGCCAGAAGUUAUCUACAAUCUCUCCCAUACAAACCAAAAGUUCCAUGGACAAAACUGUAUUCAAAUGCUGAUGCCAAAGCUCUGGACCUGUUAGAUAAGAUGUUGACCUUCAAUCCCCAUAAACGCAUCACAGUGGAGGAUGCACUUGCUCAUCCAUACCUGGAACAAUAUUAUGACCCUGCUGAUGAGCCUGUUGCUGAAGAACCUUUCAAGUUUGAAAUGGAGUUAGAUGAUCUUCCAAAAGAGAAGCUUAAGGAACUAAUCUUUGAAGAAACUGUUUUAUUCAAGCAGCGUCUUGCUGCUGAAACACCCAUGCAACAAAACUGAAGGUGAUGUACUGACAUUUGAUGAAGAGUGGAAUAUAAAAUGAACAGGCAUUUUAUAGUUGAAGACUCUUAAGUAGGAAACUAAGGCUGCCUGUUUGCCAGGGGUUCAGGCAACAUCAAGAUAAUGCAUGAAGAUUAUGACUGGUUUCUCAGUCAGUGAAAAAUCUUCAUGCUACAGAGUUCACAGCAGGCAUGUUGUGUGACCUGAACACUAUGGCAAGAUUCCUGUUUGAAGAAAAUUGGACAAGUGCCUCACCUUUUUGGUCAUUUGGGCAAUAUAUGAAGACAAGUUGUGUUUUUAACUGGGGAAAAUUGGCUUGCAAACUGUGUUGGAAAAGGCUUGAUGAGAAAAUGUGUAUAUGAAACAUUUUGUUCAAUAGCCAAAAAGUGUCAGAAUUGAGAAAAAAAUAAAUUCUUAAUCUAGUUACUGGUUUCAGUCUUUUAGAAGUUAACUUAAAUGUUUUCAUGUGGCUGUCAGACUUCAUUAUAUGAAGCUAAGGUGUUAAGAGUCUUUAAUAGAAAACUUUUCUUCAAAAAUUUAUAACAACUUCAGGAGCACUUGUAGUAUUUGUUCUUAGUGAUGUAAUCUGUGCUCCUCUUGAACUGCCAGUAAUUGCUACUAAGAAGUGUUUGUUGUGAAAUUUUUGAUUAGGAUGUUGUUCAUCUGCUGUUGGAAUGUCGUAGUUAAUUGCUUUUGAAUUAUUGAUGUUCAAUUGCUUAUAAAGCACUUUGCUGAUGUUAUGUGGCAGAAACUGUUGUCUAGUAUUAUUGAUUGAAAAAUCUCACUGGAACUAAAUACUGAGCUCUUAGUAUCUUUUCACAUGGAUAUUAGUUUUUGUGUAUUUUUUGAAGUACAUAUUGUCAGCUUAAUUUUUAUACUAUAUUAGGGCAAGAAGUUUUUUGCAUUCCAAAUAAUUAGAUUCAUUCAAGAGUUCUGUUUAGAGAGUACAUACAGACUUCAGAUAGAUGUAGAGUUCCAAGAUGUGAACUAAGGUUCCACUUGUUGAAAAUACAUUAUAUUAAUUAAGACAAAAGCUGUGAUGAUGUCAGUGUCAUCCAUGCAGUCCUAGUUCCACCUCCUACUCCAGUAACUGCCAAGCUCUAGAUUGUGCUUUUCCUGAGCCGAUGAUCUAUGAAGAGUGACUUAUGAGUUUAUCAUAAGUCAUGAGCGCCAAAAGAAACUGCAUACAUUUAAAAAUAUUAGUGCUUUUGUUAUAAGUUGCAAAUUAUUGUUUAUUUUUAGAUAAACAUACUUUCUUGAUCUGUGGGGACUGGUCAUUGCAUUUAUUAUUUUAGUAUCAUUUUUUGUAUCAGUGGUAAUGAAGCCAGAAUUGAAGUACCUCAAGUUCUGAACCUGAAGCAGCAAAAUUAUGACAAUCUUGUAGAUAAUAAAACUGUAAAUCUCCAUUUAUUAUGCUUCAGUUUUCUUUGGUGCUUACUGUUUUUGACACUUUAAGUGUAAUGAUAGUGAUGCAGAAUCGUUCAGCCAGAGGAAAAAGGCUGUGUCCUUCAGUGAAAGUAAAUUUUGCAUAGCUUGUAUAUCAUGCCCUACUUCAGGUCAAAUAAAGUGGGAAAAAAAUCAACAUGUUAACAUAUUUAAAUGGAAUAUGAAUUUUGAUUUAUAUCAUUACAUAUGCAUAUUGGUAUUUCAUUUUGGAGUUAGAAUGUGUUCAGGAUCUUGUGUGACCUUAAUCAUUGUGUUGUUAUGAGGGAAAGUAUUUAUACAAGCAAAAAAUUGUAACAUUUUAUUAUGUAGUGGCUGACAGUUUCUCAGCACAGGGCUGGUAAGAAAAGAGGCAGAUUGCAGUAUAAAAAUAUAUUAAGGAACAGUUCCCAUUGUGAUGAAAGCCUAAUUUGUAUAGAAAGAAAGCAUAUCAUGCCUCAGAACCAAUGUAAAUGGUCCAAGGGUACAGUAAUGAAGGAUGCCCACAUUGUUAUAUGUACUAGAUGGGAAUUAUCAAAGUUGGAUCAUGCAUUUAUAUGUUAUAGUAUCAGGAUACUAUUCCUAACUACAUAUAUGUUUAUAUUUUUAAUGCACUUGUGAAAUAGUUGUAACUAUGACUGGAUUCAGGGAUGUAUUUUGAAGUGAAAAGUAUUUUUCUUAUAGCUUUAGUUCACCAUCUUUGAAAUGUAAUGUUACUUUAGACAUUGUUAAAAUGCAAAUAAUGAUUUUUCAAAUUUUAUUUACUAAAAGAUCAAGUUAAGUAAGAGUUUUUCAUCUGUUAAUUGGGCAGAGCCUGUACAGUUAUGGUCCUUGUGUGCACAGGGACAUAACUGAGGGGUCUUUUUUUCUUCACUCAGGGUUGAUCCCUGUAUUGAGUCAGAGUGAAUUUUGGGGUAUUUAGUCAUGCUGACUAUUACAUUGAUGAAAGGAUUUUCUUCUAUUUUCUAUAUCAAUACUCAAAUUGUAUCCAUCACAUCUUCCAUGAACUAAGUCAUCCAUGAUUUCAUACCCCCAAUCUAUGCCAAAGGGAAACUGUGUUGAAGAUGACAUGAUUAUUAGUUAUUCAUGAUGUCAUCUCUCUAAUGCAAUGUGGUAAGCUUAAGAUCUAUUAACCACUCUGUAUACAUGAUAAAAAGAAAGAAAGAAAGAAAGAAAAAAAUAUGUCUUUAAUAAUUAUAGAAUAUAUUUAAUUGAUUUAAA
Messenger RNA from Scylla paramamosain (green mud crab), 3756 nucleotides. RefSeq names its product mitogen-activated protein kinase 1-like (gene rl). The record is from RefSeq and is a predicted model, not a curated record. Gene Ontology annotation, cellular component: nucleus; cytoplasm. Gene Ontology annotation, biological process: intracellular signal transduction; protein phosphorylation. NCBI's taxonomy places the organism in Eukaryota, Metazoa, Arthropoda, Malacostraca, Decapoda, Portunidae. Gene Ontology annotation, molecular function: ATP binding; MAP kinase activity.